This is a messenger RNA of Helianthus annuus (common sunflower), 584 nucleotides long. RefSeq names its product peamaclein. The coding region runs from base 78 to 347 and encodes 89 amino acids. The record is from RefSeq and is a predicted model, not a curated record. The transcript is spliced from 2 exons. NCBI's taxonomy places the organism in Eukaryota, Viridiplantae, Streptophyta, Magnoliopsida, Asterales, Asteraceae.
CACACAAAAACAUACCAACUCACCCAAAAACUCUACAACUUUAUCAGUUGUAUUUCAUUUUAUUGUAAAGACUAAAGAUGAAGCCAUUUGUUUCAGCAUUUAUGCUUAUGGCACUUGUCCUCUUGAGCUCUUCUUUCCUUCAAAUCACCAUGGCUGGAUCAAGCUUUUGUGACUCGAAAUGUGCGGUGAGAUGCUCCAAGGCAGGGUUACCGGAUAGAUGUUUGAAGUAUUGUGGAAUAUGUUGCGAAGAGUGUCAAUGUGUGCCUUCGGGAACGUAUGGACAUAAAGAUGAAUGCCCUUGUUACAGGGACAAAAAGAACUCUAAGGGUGAUCCCAAAUGCCCAUAGAGUAUUUAAAGUUGCAUGCAAUAUCCUUAUCAAGGGGUUCAAGAAAAGUCUUAAGUUAAAAUAUAUAUAUCUUAUCCAUGAUAAUAUUUGAUUGAUCUAUGUUGUAAUUAAGGUUUCACAAUAAGAAAGUAGCUAGUAUGCAUCUUUUGAGAGCUUGAGUGUCACAAGUACUCAAAUAUUUCAUAGCUUAUUAUAUUUAGAAAUAUCAAUAUUAAUGCAUUUGAUAUAUAUUGGUUA